CAAGAUGGCGGCUGUCUGACUGUCCCAAGCGAGGGUUUUCUCUACGAAAAUUGCAUGAAAUAGCAAACUUUACAUCAGUAACGCAUCAGAAUCUUCCAGCUGUUGAAAUAUCUUACUCCCUAGGUCAAAUGAACAGGGGCUGGAGAGGGCGAGGUGGACGACAUCCACGCGGAAAUCGUGGAUUCCGCGGCGGAUCAAAUCGCGGCGGUCGCGGCAGUGGUCAUGGUGGGGGAUACCCUCGUGGCGGUAGCCUCGAUGGUGGGCCCCGUGGCGAUCAUCAUCAAAGGGGCGACAGACACAGCGAUCGACCCCCGGCCCCGCCGAACCAGAGACCCCAACACGAGGGUGCUGUAGAGCCAAUGGAUAUGGCAGACUUUCAGGUCCCUGGUGCCAGCGACCCAAAUCCACCACCACAUUUCUCUCAAGACAUGCAAGGAAGAUACCCUCAGCACCCAUCUGAGGAGGAUGUUCCAGACUAUCAGUGGCCCCCUCCUGACCACCAGUGGCCGCCGGGGGACGAUACGCAGCCGGAUCCUCCUGAGGAAGGCUUUGACCAACACCCGCCUCCUGUGUCUCCCUUCGGUGGAGCGUCUGAUCAAGAUGAUCACAGGGUGCCCGUGGAGCUGCCCCCUCAUGAGCCGAUCGACAUGUUCCAAGCGGGUCCCUCUGACAGGCACUCCCGACAGUCUCCUGGCCUGGACCAAAGUAACCGGAGCGCUGGUAGUCGGAGGUCACAGUCGCCUGGGCGCGACGAUGGCCAUCCGCCUCUGUAUGAUGAGGGCAUCCACGGGAGUAUGCAAGAUCACCACUUAAAUGAGUCGACCCCACAGGUUGGUCCUUAUGUGCCAGAUGCUGAGUCCCUUCGCAUCACUGUUGGCAAUGAGCACUACUUCAGUGCUAGGGCUCCCCUGGAUCAGAAGUCAUCUGCAUUGGACAGGCUUGGGCCGGUGGGCGACAGACAGCCACUGGGUCCUCACAACUAUGGCCAGCAGCAGCGACAGUCGAGCUUGGAAAGGGAAGAGCGGUACAGAGAACUUCCUGCCAACCCAGGUGCUGACCGCAUUCAUCGCAGUCGCAGCAGCUCUCUAGAAAAGCCAAGAUUGGAUCCUUCCGCCCCUUCUCCCAGAGAUAACGGCAAGGAAAAGGAGAUAGAUUACGAGCAUCGGCGGAGCCGGUACGACCGAGAAAGGGAUGACAGGAGAGAGGGUGGAGAGAGAGGCCAGUACAGGUCACGGCCAGACGACCAGUGGAAGGAAAAAGAAAGAGAGAGAGACAGAGCGAGGGAUGCUGACAGAAAUUGGCGGGAUGAGAAACUCAAGGAGGCGGCCAGACCUCGAGAUCCACGCCGAGAUAAAGAUUUCCUGGCUGAAAGAAGCAAAAAAACACCUUCUCCUUUGCCGCCAAGCGAUGUUCCUCCGCUCUACCAUUUCCUUGGUAAAAACGAGUCAAAGAAGCAGAGCUCUGAAAAGGAUGAGGACAAGAAACGUUCUCAACGACCUGGCAUACCCAUGCCAACUAAGUCCAGACAUGCAUCGUCUUCGGCGUCGUCUCAAGUGAAUCAAACCAAAACAAUCGAGAGUGCACCUGAUGUGGCGGAACCGCCCAAAGCCCUGAAGUCAAUCUUGAAGAAGUCAAUUCUGAAGAAAUCAAUUCUGAAGAAAGUGGCCCCAGAAGAAAGUAACGCCGCAGCGGGUACUCCGAUUCAGGAGUCCCCGCAGAACACAGCUGGCCGGUCCCCUGCCACCGCCCCUCACCAGUCCCCCGGCAAUGUUCUCCGGCAGUCUCCUGUUGCUGCACAAGCACAGCCAUCUGAGUCUCCCCAUCAGGAACGUGCACCCGAACCGACUCGGUCACCAGUACCUCCUCAACUGGAGCCAUUACCUGUGUAUAGCCAACCAGACCUGGCAUCCGUAACUCCUCAGCUUCAUCAACAGGCACCCCUGGAUCAGCAAGCGCGGCAGCUUCAGGAGCCUCCCAGGAGUGCUGCUGAUAUCCCAGGCGCCGCAGCUCCGCCGAUUGACUUGUCUGCAGAGAAGAUAAGCAGCUUGUUGAGUAGUCUGACUGGCCUGUACCAAAGAGCAGCACCCUCUGCUCCCGUUGCCAGUCAGAGUGACAGUGCUGGGUAUCAGCAGCAGAUGCAGGUUGCGAAGCAACCCAUGCAGCAGACAGUUUUGCAGCCUGUUCAACAGUCGGUACCACAGCCUGCCGUGUUCAGUCAGGCAUCUUCUCAAGCGCCAAUGCCGCAGCAGCUGUAUCCUGCCAGUUCCCAGCAGAUCCCACAGGACUUGUUUCAGCAGGCCAACCCUGUAGUAUCUCAACAAAUGCACCCUUUGGUCCCCCAGCCGGUAACACCCGCAUCAAUGCAUCAAUUUACUCCUGUUGCAUCACAGCAGAUGUUUCCUUCAGGGACUCAUCAGGUGCAUCCAGUCUUGUCACUCCAGACACAUACCACUGUGACGUCACAGCAGCCUUACCCUACCGUCUCCCAGCAAGUCUUUACCCCUAGCACUGGGCAGUCAUACCCAGUAUUUUCACAGCAGUCCACUACUCCAUCGCUGGCUUUAGAUGACGUUACUGCCAGUAAGAUCAGGGAGCUUGCCCAGAGUCUUGGUCAGACCGCUGGUACAACAAGCUCCCAGCCCAGCAUCCCAAAGCUUUUUCCCAGUGGGGAUCUGGAGGCAAGGUCAAGCCAUCCUAUCCAGAUGCAUGCGCAGGCAGACAUUCAGCCCCAGCCAGCAACAAGAGCACAAGAACAGCCCCAGAUGCAGCAUAUCUCCUACACGCCAUCUAAAGAGGCAGGGUUAUUUGGAGCCAGUCAUUCUGACCAAUCGAAUCCCUACCGGGCCGAAUCUGCCCCACAGCCACCUGAGCUGAAGAAGCAGACACAUACCGGGUUUGUUUCUGUGGAUGAUGAGGACCGCUUCUUGUAUGGCGAUGCGGAUGAGGAAGAAAAGAGUACCCAACAACAGAAAGCUGCUCCAGCAGUCAAGCCUUCUCAACCAGAGGCCUCGGCCCCCAAAGUUGAAGUUCCAAGUGAAGAUCAGAUAAAGAACAUUCUCUCAGCUAUUGGCUUUGAUUUUAGUUUGGCACAAAAAAUCCAAGAGCAGAAGGACCAGAAAGAACAAGGGAAGGGCAAGAAAGCCUCAAAGUCAAAGGAACCAAAGAAAGUACCUAAAAAAGAUGCAGCUCACCUUCCUUCGGAGAAACUUGUAGAACCUGCACAGACGGAAGCUGCCCCUGUUAUUGAGGAUAACCUAACGGGUCUGAACAAAACAGCAUCUUUUCUGGACGAGGGUAUAAAAAUGAAGACGGAUCAAGAGUUGGACGACUUCAUCCGAGAUGCCAAAAAGAAUGUCUCGAAGCACAAGCGAGAGGUCUCCGAGAAGAGAGAUAAAACAUCUGGUUCAUCAGGAUCGCAAGAUUGCAAAACUGCAAAAUCUGAGGAAUCACAAGAAAUCGGGAAGAUCCAAACUCAUACUGGCACCCAUAGGCCGUCCACAGAAGAGAAGUAUGUCACUGAGCAAGCAGGCAUAUCAGCCCAUGGCUAUGACCAGUAUCUGCCACACGAAGUCCCAGACCAACAGUCACAUGAGGUGAAGUAUCAAGAUUCUUAUCCCAUGGCUCAGCCUCAAGAAGGGUAUUAUCAAGACACCCAAGGCCAACAACAACAACAACAACCGCGGACUGGUGCACCUCAUCAAAGCCAGCAGUACCCACCCAUCCAACAGACGGUGCAGUUUGUUAACUCCCCUCACGAUUCCAUGCUGGGGGCCAACACGACCAGAGAUAUUCCUAGUUUUCAGCCGGAGAAUAUCUUCAUUUCGGUCAACACAGCCGGGGACUCGUCAUCUGGCUCUAACCGCGUAGUCAUGCUGCCCAAAUCUGACCCAGAGAUGGAUGAGCGCCAGAGGAGAAUACUUGAAAUUGAACGGCGCUACCAACAAGGAAGAGAUGCGAAUGAGGUAAAACAGAUCAUUGAGACAGAGCGAGAGAAAGAACGGAGGCUGCGCCAGGAGGCCGAAGAGCUCAUUGAGAAGGAAAAGCAGCGCAGAAGAGAGGAACGGAAGCGUAAAGAGGAAGAAGAGCGAAGGCGUAAAGAAGAUGAAGAGAGAAAGCAAAAAGAAGAAGAACGUAGGAAAAGGGAAGAAGAACGUAAGAGAGGGAUGAAGAGCGGAAGGAGGAAAGAGGAAGAAGAGAGAAGGAGAAAAGAAGCCCAAAAAGAAAAGGAAAGAGAAUUUCAGAGGCUCUUGGAAUCAGAUUCAGUUGACACUAAAGAGCUCCGGGACAAAAUAGAUUCUCUCGAAACGGAACUUGAGAAGCUCUGCAAGAAGAAUGCAGAGAUAAAGCGCCAGAUGUACAUGACUUCAGGACACAGAGAUUCACUCUUGUCAGAUAAUAAUGCGCAGCAGGACAAGAUCUGUGAUCAGUUGAGAGCCCUUCGACGGAAGAUGAACCAGCACCGAGAGGAGGCGCAGAAAAGAAGGGAUAGUGGCGGCAAAGAAAAAAGUCACAGCAGAUCACCCGAGAGGAGGCAGUCCAGGGACAGUUCCAAAUCCUCCAAGUCUGAGCGUCUUUCCAGGGACUCCAAGGAACGUGCAGCACCCAAAGAAGUGACCAAAGAUGCCACAAGAACUUCGAGCAAGGACCGGGAAUCCACCAAAAUUUCAAAGGAAAAGAAGCCAGAUGACCGUCAGGAUGUUCAGCCUAAAGUGGAGAAGGAGGCAGAGUCCAGUGAGAAAUCUGACAAGCUGCUUCGCUUCGAGUUCACUUACUAUGACCCAGGAGAUCACUGGUGUAAACUCUGUAAUGUCCAGUCUGCCACGCUGAAUGAUUUCUUUAUCCAUCUGCAUUCGAAAAUGCACGCCAAGAACUGUGAUCCAUAUGAUCGUCCGUGGAUGCAGGAGACACUUUUGAAGACAAAGAAAAAAGCUGCUAACACCAUUGAUGCCCCCAUCAGAGGCACAGAGUUCAUGAUGCCAGUCAAUGGAUUCUUCUGCCGUCUCUGCAAGGAGUUCUUUGGGGACGGUGUCUGUGCCACGGAGCAUCUGAAGACGUCCAAACACAAUCGUGGCUAUGAGAAAUUUCUGGAGGAGAACUCUCACUAUGAGAAGCGUCUCGGCAUUGAGAAAGCAGCCCGUCGAGCGCAGAAACUGAAGUUGGCCGUGAACCAGGAGAGGGAGCAAAAGCGUAAACAGGAUGCCGGCAGCGACACGGAGGAAGAAGACGAGGUGCCACUCAAGAAAACCAAGACGGAGGACCAGGAUAUCAAGAUGGUGGGCACCAAGGGACAAAGCGGGUUUGGGAUGUUUGACUUCUCCACCAAAAGCGAGGAGCGCUGCGAGGAUAUGAAGCCCAAGGCAGAGGAUAAAACCAAGUCCGAAAACCAGUUGCAGAGCAAGCCCGAAAAGACACCACCACCACCGCCGCCAGUGGAAGCCAAACCACCCAAGCCAGUUCCGCCUCCUGCUCCUGACGUGAGCACCGCUCCAACGGCAGCUGAUAAGAAGGCAGCCCUUGCUGCCAAAAUCGCUCCCAUGGUGGGCAAGAUGAAAGGGCCCAGCAGCAGGUUCCUGUUACGUAAGACGGCGACUCCAAAGCUCCCGCAGACCAGCAAGCUGGUCCCGCAGAAUGUGUUCCCCGAUUCGUCCAAGAAGUCCUUGACCUUUGACACACUGCCUGUCGUUAAGGACAAAGAAGGCAGUGCCAAGGAGAACCUGCAAGCUGUCAAGAUGACCCCGUCCGACAUCGCCAAUGCGUUCAAGGGCAAGAGUGUGGAGGAAGAGCCACAGCCGGUGAAACCACCAACCGAAGCGAAACAAAGCGCACCAGUUCCCAAGUCAGACCCGACAGUAGCACCGAAGGACAAACCUAAAGAUUGGGCGGCUCAUUCCAAGCAAAUAGCCCAUGUCAAGCAAGCUGUAACCCAGGCCAAAGAGGCCGAUAUGUUUGGACCGGUCCUCCCUCCGCCUAAAAGGAUGUCACUUGAGGAGAUGGAUGAGGCCGACGUCUGUGUUCCCGGCAUGGAUGAUGACACGCCAACCCUGGAGGAUCGCCUUCCCAAGCCUAAGCCCCCGCCACCUGUCUCGGCUGCCUCUGUGGCACCCGCUUUAGCAUCAAUGCCUGCGUUUGCAUCAUCGACAGCUACCAACCUAUACAGCAUAUUCUACAAGCCUGAUUAAAAAGGGGAUCAUGCAGCAAGUUUUGUACGCUUCAAUACUACAUGCUGCCGUGCUGCAAGGGACAAGAACACCUUCAGUUGUACAUGAAGUUCUGGUUAAACUUAGAGGAUCGGUCUGUGUUGCAUCUUGUGCGGCAUGCAACACAGCAUGGUAAGAUCGUGGAAAGUAUCGUAUCGGAAUAGGCGGUAUGCGGGAGACCACUUCUUACCCAAGUUAUUUUUUAGUGGCCAUUGGUGCGACAAAGUGCAGUGAUUCUUUGAUUUUUAACGGUUUGCAUUUUAGGAUUUUUACCUUGGAGCCGAGUGUAGUGAAACAGCUUUAUGCCUUUACAGAGAUUAUUAGAGUUUUUUGGAACACCUGACCUUAAUGCCGAGAUUGAUUGCGUCGCUUUUGGGCAUUGCAAAGAUGACAAAAAAGUUGUCUGAUGGAGACCGGGCAGAAAUUCCUUUUCAGUAAGAGCAGCUGUAAUAGUUAAAAUCCGAGCUCACCACCGUUUCAAAUAAAUCCUGACUAGUCUGUGUUGAUGUAUUUCAGUACUGAAUCUACUCUGUACAGUGCAGUUCUUUUUCCAAUCCAUUUGGCAGCAGAGGAGGAGAGUACACUGUGCUUGGUUUCAUGUAUUUUUCUCUGUAUCUUUAACCCAAAUAGUAACCAUUUUGAUGAAUACUGUACCUUACAUGUUACAUUUCGUAGGGGGUUGGCAUUUAAAUAAAUCAAGAAAGACGUGCUGUAAAUGUAACCUCUACCAUUAUGUUCUGAUUUUAUUCGUAUAGAGUAAGCUUGGUAGGUUAAUUUUUAUGCAAUCUACUGGUAGAUCGUACACAAUAACAUGAACUGUCCGUCAAAAAGUCACAGCACAUUAACUUGUAGAUAAAAUGUAAUCAUUGGGUGACAUUUUUGAAAGUAAAAGUCCUGCAAGGUUGUAUUUCCCGUAUCAUAUUGCUGUGCUGUUUCAAAACGCCUUUAUAUACAGUACAUUGAUCUGGAUUAAAACGCUUUUUAUUAUGUGCUCAUGUUGAAAGGAGUUAAAACGUGAAGGCCAUUUUUGUUUUGAAGUUUGCACUGUAUGUAACAUUUGGCACCAUGAUCAGCGAUCAAACACUGACCAAAACGAACAAAAGAAAGAUAGUUGUGGUGCAGAGUGGGUAUAGAUUGACUACAUGUAGAUGCAUGCACAGUUCUGAUGCCAGUUCGUUGAUCCAUGGGGGUGCUAAAAGACUUUGGGGCAAGGUUUGUACACAUGAAUCCAGCGUACCUCAAAGUUGUCAUUUCACUGUAAACCUGUGUGCGCUUUUAGAAUUGACAUCAUUGUCUGCUGAGAGGGAUUCAAAUUUAGAGAGAUAUCUGCGUCAUCAACGGCAUGUAGAUUAGCUGGAAUAAAAAAAAUCAAAUGAAAACCUACGUGAAGUGGUGUACAUUCAGAGGACAAGAAGGCAUACUGUUUCAGUACUGGGUCUCUUGUUGGCUGUACAGCGCACGGCUCAUUCAGUGUGGAAUAGAAAAUAAUACAUGUACAUGUGUUGAAUAAUAUUUCAAGGCCCGCUGUUGCUUUCCUUCAAGUUUUAACACAGUGCCACUGUUUCAAUAGCUCCGUCUAAAUACUGCCUCAACAGCAACCUUUUUGUAAAAUGAAUGUCUGAACACACUAACAGCAAAAAAGAUGAGCCAAGCGUGUACGCCAGUGUUCAGAAGUUUGUCUGCGCUUAUAAAGCAGCAGUCCACGUUUGUAUUUCUCUCGUUAGCUUCAUACAGAUGACUGCUCUGAAUAGUGGGGAAGACGACGGAAACCACAUGUGAGGUGGUUAGGUUGUUAUUCCCUGUAGUUCUGAGCACCACUCCCCCACAGAUAGCUGGGUGAGUUUGACAGUGUUUGUGUGUUUUUCUGCGACAUAAGCAUCAUAAAAAUGAUCUUGAAAAUAUAUGCAGAUUCUGCAAUAAAUGACAAUAUUGACUUGGGGGAAACCCCUGAUGUUUCAGGA
Acanthaster planci (crown-of-thorns starfish) is the source of this 8158-nucleotide messenger RNA. It is a transcript of the gene znf318, whose product is annotated as zinc finger protein 318. Lineage: Eukaryota; Metazoa; Echinodermata; Asteroidea; Valvatida; Acanthasteridae. The record is from RefSeq and is a predicted model, not a curated record. Gene Ontology annotation, biological process: positive regulation of DNA-templated transcription; negative regulation of DNA-templated transcription. Gene Ontology annotation, molecular function: zinc ion binding; nucleic acid binding. Gene Ontology annotation, cellular component: nucleoplasm.